Molecule: messenger RNA, 960 nt
Organism: Durio zibethinus
Lineage: Eukaryota; Viridiplantae; Streptophyta; Magnoliopsida; Malvales; Malvaceae
Source: RefSeq, a predicted model, not a curated record
AUGUUGGAGAGAGCUGAUUUUGUCAAGUUUUUUGUCAGGUUUCUUAACAAAGUUUGCGUGAUUAGAGACCCAGAGAAGGGCAUAGACUUGGAUGGUUGGGCUAGAGAUCCAUGGAAUCUCUGCACGGUAAAACAAGUUGAAGAGUUGAAAGCAUUGAUCAAAGUGCUUCCCAUUUGGUCUACUGGGAUCAUGAUUACCGCAACCAUAAGCCAACAGUCAUUUCCAGUGCUCCAAGCGAGCGUCAUGGACAGGCACUUAUUUGCAGGCUUACAAAUUCCAGCAGGUUCCUUUGGUGUGUUUGCAAUGAUUACUUUGACAAUAUGGGUAGCAAUCUAUGAUAGAAUUAUAGUCCCCUUGCUAUCUAAGUUCACUAAACGGUCACGAGGACUUACCAUGAAAGAAAGAAUGGGCACGGGGUUAGGAAUUUCGUGUGUGGCAACAGCAGAUGCAGCAAUAGUGGAGAGCAAGCGGCGAGCAGCAGCAAUCAGACAAGGACUGGCUGAUAAUCCCAAUGCAAUGGUGCACGUGUCUGCAAUGUGGUUAGUACCACAAUACAGCCUGAUAGGAUUAGCCGAAGUUCUCAAUGCAAUUGGGCAAAGAGAGUUCUACUACUCUCAGUUCCCUAAGAGCAUGGCUAGCAUCGGAGUGGCACUUUUUACCCUUGGCAUGGCUGUGGGAAACUUGGUUGGGAGUCUUAUAGUUGAAAUUUUGAAUAUUGAGACUAAAAAACUUGGGAAGGUGAGUUGGGUAUCAAACAACCUUAAUAAGGGUCAUUAUGACUAUUAUUAUUGGCUUCUUACAAUUCUAAGCUUGAUUAAUGUCUUGUAUUUCUUGGUCUGCACUUGGGCCGUUGGAUCUACUGAGAACGAAAACAAAAUAGAGUGGGGUGAAAGGGAAGAAAUAAAGGAGGAAGAAGCAGAAGUCCAUGCCAGGGGAUCCCCCACUAUUUAUGCUCUUUGA